Molecule: messenger RNA, 2972 nt
Organism: Anopheles funestus (African malaria mosquito)
Lineage: Eukaryota; Metazoa; Arthropoda; Insecta; Diptera; Culicidae
Gene: Exd2
Product: exonuclease 3'-5' domain-containing protein 2
Exons: 6
Coding region: 348-2777 (809 amino acids)
Biological process (GO): nucleobase-containing compound metabolic process
Cellular component (GO): cytoplasm; nucleus
Molecular function (GO): 3'-5' exonuclease activity; nucleic acid binding
Source: RefSeq, a predicted model, not a curated record
AUUUGAUGUUUCUUCCGUCAUAACAACACACAUACAUACGGGUACGCACGGGCUGCGCAUAAGCUUUGCUUUCUUUACGCACUGGUGAAUUUGGAAAAAAAGUCCUACCAGACAGAGAGUGGUUCCAUCGUGCUUGUCUUCUUGGUGUGAUUAAUUUCUUUUUACCACACAUUGUUCGGUGUACCUUUUGUUCAUUUUGAUGUGUACGAAAGACAAGUGCGAGCAAACUCUUCUUGCAGCAAAGGUGUCCCUUUUUUCUGAUUCGAACGCAACUAAUUAAGGCGGAGAAACAUUUGCAUUCAUGUUGGGAACGCUGGCGGUCCGCUGACCGACUGGGGGUGUUAUAAAUGUUGACCCAGCGAGAAAAAACUGUGGUCUCUACUGCCGUCAUAGCUGCCGUCGGUGUCGGUGUCCUGUUCGUACUAUCACGCUACCGCCGUGGCAUUAUGAGCCGGCUGAGGGCACUGAACCAGCGGGAUCCACUCCGAGGACAGCAGGUGCACAUCAUCAACACGACCGAUGACUGUCGCAUGAUUGUGGAGAAACUGCAAAGGCACUGUCAGGAGUACAAUGUGCUAGGAUUCGAUUGCGAAUGGGUCAGCUAUCAGGGGAAGAGACGACCGGUAGCACUGCUACAACUUGCCUCGCACCGUGGCCUCUGCGCACUGAUACGGCUGUGCAUGAUCAACAGGAUACCGCAGGAGUUAUACGAUCUUCUAAAUGAUGACAAUAUUAUCAAGGUAGGGGUGUCCCCGUACGAAGAUGCGCGCGUACUACGGGAAGACUAUCGGCUAAAGGUGGAAAGUACGCUCGAUUUGCGGUACAUGGCCGAACGGACAGGACUGGAACCGCUCGGUAUAGCGCGACUAGCCAACGAGGUGCUGGGAAUUACGCUUGACAAACAUUGGAAAGUUCGUUGCUCCGAUUGGGAAACGCCAGAGCUCUCCGAUCGGCAAAUGAAGUACGCCGCCAGCGAUGCACACGUGGCGGUGGAGCUGUUUAAAAAGCUUUCGUACAAACUAGUCCCACAUUACCCAUGGACAAGCCGAAAGGUAGUGCUUGAACAGGUUCUGGAGGAAAUGGAUUGUUUCAUGGACCAACCGCACAACAAUCGUCGGGCAAAACCGGGCGGAAGCUCCAAAUCGAAGAAGCUACUCGCACCCCAAAAUCAUCAGAAGGCGAACAAACGAUACCAUUCAACACGCACGAAGCCACUGUAUCACAACUGUUUGAUGCAGGCUCCCGAUGGUGAGCUGCUGUGCACAUGCGAUCGACGCAAGGCGGAAUGGUACGUUCAGCGGGAACUGAGUGACCUUGUGAGCGAGAAUCCGUACACCGUGCGGUUGCGUUUCGAGCCGGCCGGUCGGGCAGUUGAUGAGCCUGGGAAGUACUAUCUGCAGGCGAAGGAAAACAUAUGCGUGGUGUGCGGGGCAAAAUCAAGCUUCAACCGCAAGAAUAUUGUCCCGCGGGACUAUCGUAAGCAUUUUCCUGUAAUAAUGAAAGAGCACGUUUCGCACGAUGUGUUGCUGCUGUGUGCUGACUGUCACCAGCGAAGCAGCAUUUGCGAUGAUCGGCUGCGCCAGGAGCUGGCCGAGUUGUGUAAUGCACCUUUAGCUGGUCAAAAAAAUGGCUCCAAGGAGAUUCGCAUUGAGUCUAUGGCGGAAAUUCGGAAGGCAGCAAGAGCUUUGUUGAACAGUGCAGCAAAAAUUCCUCCCGAACGGAAGCAAGUUCUCGAGGAACGGUUGCUGUCGUUGCUGAACAGUUUGGGAAGCGAGGGAGAUUCGGUUUCGUCCGAAACACCAACCGGACCGCAAAUUACGGAGCUUACACAGAACUUACUGGAGGAGUACAGUAACAUCGAUAUAUCGGUUCGCAAUGAGCUGUACUGUGCGCACGGCGAGCGUGUGGUAGAACACUUCAAAAAGACCCCGGGAGGUUUGAUGCAGCUGGAGCGCAGAUGGCGGGAAAAUUUCCUGCACACAAUGCGUCCGAAGCAUCUGCCACAGCUGUGGUCGGUAGAUCAUAACUACAAACGAUUGGAAAUCCGUGCCGUCGAAGGGAGGGUGAAUGUGGAAGAUCUCGCAAUUGCCGGCAUCAGUCUUAACUCGUCACCUUCGACUUCGGCAACCUACUCGAGCCGAUCGUACAGUUACUCGAAUAAUACACACACGAACGGGAGCCGUACGUACAGUGGCAUCGGUACCACCGAUAAUCCCGCAACAUCGACCCGAUUCUACUCGAAUGUGCAAUCGCAAAGCACUAACGGGGAGACCGGAACUAUAACGGGCGGUUCGCCCUACACAACACAGUACAAAUCCAUUGCUCAGCCGCGGCCACCCGAUGGCCGAUGGGUGAUGGGAGCGGAUGAUACAAUGUCGGACGAUCCGACACUGUUUAAAACUGUCCACAACCAACCGACGCUACCGUACUAUAACGAACCGGGAGCAGUCGGGUCGUUUCUGCAGGCAGACAGUGAACCGGCUACCGAGCGAGAUUUUGCUUCGCUUCAACUCACCUACGAUAGUGACGAUUCUAACUCGACCCUUUCGCAACCAUCGUCCACACUGCUAAACUCUAACGGUGUGUUCCCGGACGAGGAGUACGACGAUGUGGAGGAAGGCGUUCCGAACAACGGUGGGGAGCAGGACGAGGAUGCCGAUGAGCGUAGCUUGAACGCGGUUGACAGUCUAGCCACCGAUAGUUCUUCCUCGUCUAAUGCGGCCAGGGUAAAUCAGAGCGAAAAACAAACUGCUGUAAGCGGACACAAGAUGGCUUGAUAGACGGACCAGUGAGAACCGUGAGGAAACUCCGAUAGAGGCAAUAUAUUUUUGAACCGAAGCGAACCGAGAACCACUAUCACAACAAAGGAUGGUACAAACAUCUUAACAAUGCGACCGUUUCACACAAAUGUAACAAAUAACGAAAACUUAUGAAUUAUAAUCAGCGUUGGUUGUAAACCACAAAACUACAAA